UAAUUCCUUUUCCUGCCUUCUACAGAUGUACUUCCUAGACAGGCCAGGCUCCCGAUAGUGACUGCUGCAGCACCUGUCGUUGCAUCAUCCACGUGUCAACGUGGAAAGUUGUAUUCCGGAUAAUCUGGCCACAUCAUAUCUACCGUUGCCAGCAUUCCUGUCGUCGACCUGCGCCUGCGCGUAUCUCCAGUCUAGGCAUCAAAAGCAGUGCCAGGAGGCACGCCCACGUCAAAGCAGUGGUGGUUGCGGAUGGUAACACUUGUCUAAUUGCUGCUCCUGCCUUCUACAGGGCCGCCGUGAUGCCGGACCAAGUUGACAGCGGUCAGCCGCUGCAGAUCCUCAACGUGGACGGUCGCAGACUCGAGCUGGACGAGCACGGCCUGGCGCGCCUCCUGCUGGACGAACGCGUGAAGGACCAUCCUGUCGUCGUGAUUGCGGUGGCUGGGGCCUUCCGCAAGGGCAAGUCAUUCCUGCUAUGUUUUUUGCUCCGCUACCUGCGCAGCAUGGGCCGAGCCGACUGGCUCGGCGACCCAGACGCUCCGUUGGAGGGCUUCAAGUGGCAAGCAGGCAGCCAGCGCCAGACUACCGGAAUCCUCAUGUGGAGCGAGGUUUUCUUGGUGGAGAAUUCUCAAGGCGAGAAGCUGGCAGUGGUUCUUAUGGACACUCAAGGGACCUUCGACUGCAAGUCCCCGACUGCAGUGCAUUCUUCUAUUUUUUCCCUAAGCGCCAUGAUUAGCUCCGUACUAGUUUACAACGUGUCCCAGAACAUCCAGGAGAACGACCUCCAGCACCUCCAAGCUUUCAUCGAAUACGGCAUGCUGGCGCAGUCUGAGCAGCAGAGCAGCAGCAUGCCUGAUGAGGUGGCUUGCGAGCACCCCUUCCAAAGCUUGCUGUUUCUGGUGCGCGACUGGCAGUGUGCGUACGAGAUGCCGUACGGUUUGGAGGGUGGUCAACAACUCCUGGACAGCCGGUUCGAAGACAUAGAAGACGAAGAACUGCUACAGCUGCGGGAGAAGAUAUUGAAAUGUUUCAUGAAGAUCCGCUGCUUUCUCAUGCCCCACCCAGGCCUAAAGGUAGCCGAAGAGUGGCCCUGUGAAGGCCGCCUAUCAGACAUUAGUGACAAAUUCAAGCUGUACCUUCCUGACCUCGUCCAGCUGUUAUUGGAACCGGACAAUCUGCUGCCAAAAGAGAUAAACGGGCGUAAAAUAACGUGCCAGGAGCUGAUGUCCUACAUAAAGGUUUAUGUGAGUGCAACCAAGAAAGGCCUGCUGCGAGAUCCAUCAGCAAUGCUAGAGGUGACCCACGCCGCAAGCUGCCGCGCAGCCUUGGACAAAGCUCUAGACUUCUAUACGACCAGUAUGAUAACACUGUGGCAGUGUUCCCCUGGCGACGUCGACCGCGACACCAUGCGGGGUUACCACGACAAACUUCGUGAAGUGGCAGCUGAGAAGUACUCAGCUGCACCGAAGAUGGGCGGAGAGGAGCAAGCACAGGUGUACAUGGACAAACUCCUGGAGCCGGACGCCCGUUUCAAGCGCGACUUCGAGGACCACAGCUUUGGUCACAGCUGCAAGGUUUGCGAUCGGUUGUGGUUCCACAACAAUCUGAGCGUGAUAGGGAACAUCAAGAAGGACUCGAGUCGUUUGAACGCGCUUCGGGGUCUUUGGAACGAAUUUGGAGGAGGAGGCCCCGACGACGAGAACGGCGACACCAUCAUCGCCGUCUUUGACGACAACCCUCGUCUGGCGCCGUUCAAGUCGUACCUGACGGCGGCACCGGGCCGCCCCGUCUAG
This is a messenger RNA of Rhipicephalus sanguineus (brown dog tick), 1793 nucleotides long. RefSeq names its product atlastin-2. Gene Ontology annotation, molecular function: GTPase activity; GTP binding. NCBI's taxonomy places the organism in Eukaryota, Metazoa, Arthropoda, Arachnida, Ixodida, Ixodidae. Bases 300 to 1793 code for a protein of 497 amino acids. The record is from RefSeq and is a predicted model, not a curated record. The transcript is spliced from 10 exons. Gene Ontology annotation, biological process: endoplasmic reticulum organization; protein homooligomerization.